This is a messenger RNA of Hyla sarda, 1289 nucleotides long. RefSeq lists its product as uncharacterized. Lineage: Eukaryota; Metazoa; Chordata; Amphibia; Anura; Hylidae. The coding region runs from base 92 to 1273 and encodes 393 amino acids. The transcript is spliced from 2 exons. The record is from RefSeq and is a predicted model, not a curated record.
UGGGAGCAGAAGCUGCUGGCUCACAGGAAGUAGGAGAGUGGAGCUGUGUUGGAGGAGUCUGUGCACUAUAGACCUUUUCACAUCUUGGGAGAUGAAUGGAAAAAAGACUUCAGUGGCCAUUAUUGGUGGUGGCAUCUCAGGCCUGGUCUGUGCAGCAAGACUGUCACAGCUGGGAAUUACUGACUCUAUAGUUUUUGACACUGGGAAACAUGCCCCGGGUGGAAGAUGUAGCAGUCGAUUCAUCAACAUUGAAGGUAAACUCCAUAUAUUCGAUCAUGCUGUCCAGUUCUUCACCGUGAGUGAUCCCAGGUUUGCCAAAAUCGUGUCUUUUCUGCACAGCAAAGGGGCAGUGAAAGUGUGGCCUGGCAAAAUUGUUCACCUUAAACCGGGUAGAAAGCCAACAGAAGUGAAGAAUAUGCAGGCUUUUAUUGGGACCAGGGGAAUGCAGGCUGUUCCUGAAUGUUUAUCGACUCUUGUUCACAUGGAAGGCAACAAAUGGGUCAGCAGUGUUCACUGGGAUUCUUCAAUGAAAAAAUGGAAAGUUGAUGACCACGGCUGGUUUGAUUAUUUGGUAGUUGCCCAUAAUGGGAAGUGUGCAGCGCGACUGAUGGCUGAUGCUGGCACACCACAAAUCCACAAUCUUCUGAAGGUGAAGUUUGGACCUGUUCUAUUACCAAGAACCAAUGUUAUGCAGUUGUGCUCCCUUUGGGUGCUACUGUUUGCUUUACCUCAAAAGAUUGAGGUUGACUUUGAUGGAGCUUUUGUGGAACAUUCAGAUAUAUCGUGGAUUGGAAACAACACCUCAAAAUACAAUACAGAAAAUAAGAUGUCAUGCUGGACUGUUAUCAGCAGUAAGACCUUUGGGGCCAACAAUAAGGUUCCUCAGGAGCUUAUACCUCCUCUUAAAGAGAAAGAAGUUAUUAGUUUGCUUCUGAAUGGUUUUGCAGAGUUAACUGGUAUAAACCGACAACUUAUAACACCAUGUUUUACAAAAGUACAGUUGUGGGGUGCAGCUAACCCCCUUAAUGUUCUACAGGAUGAGGAAUGUGUUUUUCAGUCAAGUCACAAUGUAGGAAUAUGUGGGGAUUGGCUGGUAAGCCCUAGUGUAGAAGGAGCAGCCAUUAGUGGUCUGGCCUUAGCUGAAGUCAUCAACCAGCAUGUCAAUGGAGCAAGUAAAGACGUAGGCUUGAAGAAACAUCUAGAACCCGUGAAGACUGAAGCUAUAGGUGCUUUUCCAACAAACAAAAGUUUAUUCUUUAAAUCUGCAAAAUAAAUCUGUACUUUUAAAA